UUGUAGUUUGAGCUUGACUGACAGUCAGCUGUUAGUUUAGUUUGUCAACAUGUCGCAUUAACCGGCAAAUAACCGGUAACUAACCAGGUUUAACCGGGUUAACGGACAGUGUUGGCCGGAGUAUGGAGACGUUCAGUAAACUGAGCAGCAUGUUGCUGCACGCGCUGGAGACGAGGGAGCCCACAUUGGACCUGCUAGACUCCUUUGUGGAUCAUUGGAAAUCAAUAACUAAUUAUUACAUCGAGACGACAGAUGACAGUCGUCCUGUCAAACAGACAGAGAUCCCAUGGCGUCUAAGACAGAUGUUGGACAUCCUGGUGUACGAGGAGAAACAGGCUGUGGAGGACACAGGAGCCUGUAUGGAGUAUCUGCUGCAACACAAACUGCUGGAGACUCUGUGCACUCUGGGGAAGGCUCAGUAUCCUCCAGGUAUGGUCCAGCAGGUCCUGUUGUUCUUCUCUAAGUUGUUGUCUCAGAUCCAGAAGCCUCUGCUGCAGCUGGUCAACGUCUACAGACCUGUACAGAAGCUGAUUCGUCUCUGUGCACUUCCUGGUUCCCACACUGAGAAGGAGGAGGCCCAGUUCUUAUUGGUCGUCUGCUCCAGAGUCAAACAGGAUCCGCACACGCUCAGAUACGUCUUAGAGAUUCUGGACCAACCAGCAGCCAGGGCACCAGCCUCUGACCAAUCGCAGCCCUGCACUCAAGCCUCUAGUCACAGGACAGAGCCCCACCUCUCCAGCCAGUCAGACAGCCCUGUCCAAUCGGAGUCCGGUCUGCUGUCGGCUCUGCUGCAGCUCACUAUGAGUCAGCGGGGCUCGGUGUGUCAAAAGGCCUAUGAGAGCUUCCUGCUGCUGGCUGCUCUUCAGCCUGAAUCCUCAGGGGAGAUUCUCUCAGAGCAGACCCAGCUGGGAGAGCUGUUGGCUGGGAGGCUGCUGCAGCUUUAUUCCCUGCUGCCUCUGGAGGGUCUGGAUCCUGGAGAGGUGCAGAGCUGGCCUCGUACGCCCUGGUGCUCGGAGUCUUCGUCUUCUGAUCACAUGACCACCUUCUUCUCCUGGUUGGACUUCCUGGAUCAGCUGAUGAGUAAAGCUCCUCAGGUGUUAGCACUGAAGCUAGCUCGGUGUGUUCAUCAGUUCUGGUUGGUGGACGUCCUUCAGCCUCAGCUGCUGAACACGUGUGAGCAGAUGGUUCUGGUCUCCACCUCCGUCCUCUCUGCUGCUGUCCGUCUCGUCCAGUCCUCGUCUCUGCUGGAUCAGCUGGUUCACUUCCUGCUGAGGACGAACGCAGUGUCUCACCUGCUGCUUCAGCGCUGCGACCACAUCUCUGACCAGAUCAGCAUGGCGUCUCUGUCUCUGCUGGAGGAGUUACUACAGAAGCCUCACAGGGACAUUUUGAACGUCCUGGUGUUGAGUUUCCUGCAGAGUCGCAGUUACCUGUCUCCACCUGCUGCAGGGCCUGAGGACCGACACGCCGAGAGCAAUGAGGCCAACCAGGACAGCGAUGGUCUGGAGGAAGACCCGUUCUUCUCUGACAGCUCGUUCUCAGACGGUCCCCCUCCUCUCUGCUCUCCCUCCACUACCCCCCCCCCUGGUCUGGGAUCAGCUGACGUCGUCAACAGUUUCCUGUGUCUAGUUCCUGUUCAGGUUCGAUCAGCUCAUCUGCUGCAGGAGGGAGGAUACGAGUCGUACGUCCACGACGCUCACACACUGGUGACAGACUGUCAGUCUCUCUCUCUGUCCUGGGAUUGGCCGCUCAGCCCCCCCCCCCCCUCAGAUGAGGUGGACAAGUUUUUCGAAGGUCCUCUGUUCAAAGUCCUGUUCGACCGACUGGGACGCAUCUUGGAGCAGCCGUACGAGCUGAACCUGCAGCUCACUGCAGUUCUGUCCCGACUGUCGGCCUUUAACCACCCCCUGUUGCACGAAUACCUGCUCAACCCCUACAUACACCUGUCUCACUGCUGCAGGUCGCUCUUCUCUGUCCUCAUCAGGUUGAUGGCAGAGUUAAUGCAGAGGAUCCAGCAGGUGUCUAACCUGACAGACAGACUGUUGGACACCAGGAGAAAUCUACUGGGACUGAACCCUAACACAGGACUGGAGCACCUGACCCUGCUAAAAGGAGUCAUCGUCCUUGAGGAGUUCUGCAAGGAGCUCGCCGCCAUCGCCUUCGUGAAACUGCCCCUGAACCAGCAGUGACUCACCUGGACCAGCAGUGACUCACCUGUGCCUUAAUGAACUCCUCCUGACUCUCUGCCCUCAUACCACAGUUUUAGUUAUUUAUUAUAGUUUUUAUAUUUAUUAUAAUUGAAUCAUGAAAGACAAGAAGAACUGAUAUAAUAUGAGCCAGAGAACUUCUCCUCGUCGAGGAUGAUGAGCCUGUCCCCCGCUGUGAUCCAUCCUCCAUAUUGGUGCUGCUCUGUAACUUCCAGUGCUGCCAGAAUAAAUGAUGGAGCACAAAAUAAAGUUUAUCUGAAGUUAAAAUUAAACUUCAGUCUGUUUGGU
Molecule: messenger RNA, 2495 nt
Organism: Cottoperca gobio
Lineage: Eukaryota; Metazoa; Chordata; Actinopteri; Perciformes; Bovichtidae
Product: protein FAM160B2-like
Source: RefSeq, a predicted model, not a curated record